AUGUGUGGGACUGGCUGGGACCUCUCAAUUUCUGUAAGGGGGGUGAAUGUGGGAGCGGGGCCGCUCAGCCGUCGGGGGCCGCGCCGGCGGGGGGAGCUGCGGAGCCGGCCCGGCCCCGGCGCCCGCCCCCGGCCCGCCCCCGGCCCGCCCCCGGAGCGGCGGCGGGCGCCACUCGGCCGCCGGUGGCCUCGGCGGCGGCAGGGCAGGAUGCGGGCGGGCCGCGGCGCGGCGGGCGGGGAGGCGGCGGCCGAGGAGGAGGCGGCGGCGGCGGCGGCGGCCGAGGGGGCGAAGCGCGGCGGCGGGGCCGGGGGGCGGCCGCGGGGCCGCGGCGGGAAGGGGUCCCCGAACGGCGAGUGCCGCCGCGGGGAGCCGCCGCGCAGCCCCGGCGCGGAGCCGCCCCGCGAGCCCAAGGUCUCCUUCUCCUGCGGCGGUGGCGGUGGCGGUGGCAGCGCAUCCCCCGGCGGGGCCAAGGCGGCCGAGGAGGGCGACGAUGCGGGCGAGGAGGCCCGCGGGAGCCAGGCCAGCUUCAUGCAGCGGCAGUUCGGGGCCAUGCUCCAGCCCGGCGUCAACAAGUUCUCGCUGCGGAUGUUCGGCUCCCAGAAGGCGGUGGAGCGGGAGCAGGAGCGCGUCAAGUCGGCGGGGGCCUGGAUCAUCCACCCCUACAGCGACUUCAGGUUUUACUGGGACUUCACGAUGCUGCUCUUCAUGGUGGGCAACCUGAUCAUCAUUCCCGUGGGCAUCACCUUCUUCAAGGAGGAGACCACGGCGCCCUGGAUCGUGUUCAACGUGGUCUCCGACACCUUCUUCCUGAUGGACCUGGUGCUGAACUUCCGCACGGGGAUCGUCAUCGAGGACAACACCGAGAUCAUCCUGGACCCCGAGCGGAUCAAGAAGAAGUACCUCAAGACCUGGUUCGUGGUGGACUUCGUCUCCUCCAUCCCCGUGGACUACGUCUUCCUCAUCGUGGAGAAGGGCAUCGACUCGGAGGUGUACAAAACCGCCCGCGCCCUGCGCAUCGUGCGCUUCACCAAGAUCCUCAGCCUGCUGCGGCUCCUGCGCCUCUCCCGCCUCAUCCGCUACAUCCACCAGUGGGAGGAGAUUUUCCACAUGACGUACGACCUGGCGAGCGCCGUGAUGAGGAUCAUCAACCUGAUCGGCAUGAUGCUGCUGCUGUGCCACUGGGACGGCUGCCUCCAGUUCCUCGUGCCCAUGCUGCAGGAUUUCCCCCAGAACUGCUGGGUCUCCAUCAACGGGAUGGUGAACGACUCCUGGAGCGAGCUGUACUCCUUCGCCCUCUUCAAGUCCAUGAGCCACAUGCUCUGCAUCGGCUACGGGAAGCAGGCGCCCGAGAGCAUGACGGACAUCUGGCUGACGAUGCUGAGCAUGAUCGUGGGGGCCACCUGCUACGCCAUGUUCAUCGGUCACGCCACGGCCCUCAUCCAGUCGCUGGACUCCUCCCGGCGCCAGUACCAGGAGAAGUACAAGCAGGUGGAGCAGUACAUGUCCUUCCACAAGCUGCCCGCCGACUUCCGCCAGAAGAUCCACGAUUACUACGAGCACCGCUACCAGGGCAAGAUGUUUGAUGAGGACAGCAUCCUGGGGGAGCUCAACGAGCCCCUGCGCGAGGAAAUCGUGAACUUCAACUGCCGCAAGCUGGUGGCCUCGAUGCCGCUGUUUGCCAACGCGGACCCCAACUUUGUCACAGCGAUGCUCACCAAGCUGAAGUUUGAGGUGUUUCAGCCGGGCGACUACAUCAUCCGCGAGGGCACCAUCGGCAAGAAGAUGUACUUCAUCCAGCACGGCGUGGUCAGCAUCCUCACCAAGGGCAACAAGGAGAUGAAACUCUCCGACGGCUCCUACUUUGGAGAGAUCUGCCUGCUGACCCGCGGCCGGCGCACAGCCAGCGUCCGGGCGGACACCUACUGCCGCCUCUACUCGCUCUCCGUGGACAACUUCAACGAGGUGCUGGAGGAGUACCCCAUGAUGAGGCGGGCCUUCGAGACCGUGGCCAUCGACCGCCUCGACCGCAUUGGGAAGAAGAACUCGAUCCUGCUUCACAAAGUGCAGCACGACCUCAACUCGGGCGUCUUCAACAAUCAGGAGAACGAGAUCAUCCAGGAGAUCGUCAAGUACGACCGCGAGAUGGUGCAGCAGGCGGAGCUGCAGCAGCACACGGCCAUGUACAGCCCGGUGCAGCCCCAGGUCACCUCCGCCAUCGCCACCCUCCAGCAAGCCGUGGCCAUGAGCUUCUGCCCGCAGAUGGCCAGCCCGCUGGUGGGCUCCAUGGCGCUGGGCUCGCCCCGCAUGAUGCGCCGCUUGCAGUACGCCCAGGCCGUGCCCAGCCCCUUCGCUGUCUCCCCGGUGCUGCUGCAGCAGAGCCCCCCGCAGCAGCCGCAGCCCCCCACGCCCCACGCCAACCCGUCGCCCUCGCAGGACCAGGCGCCGCCGACCGCCCUGCCCGCCUCCGCCGGCGCCCUCGCCGCCGCCAGCCCGCCGUCCCAAAGCCCGCUGGCCAGCCGGACGUUCGCCUACGGAGGUGCCAAGGGGCAGCUGGGCUCCCAGCUCUCCCUGAGCCAGCAGCAGGCGCCCGGCUCGCCCCCGCGGCUGGCCGUGCACAAAAGCACACAGGCGCUGCACACCAGCAGCCUCAGCCAGGAUUCGCGGCCCCUGUCGGCGUCGCAGCCCUCCCUGCCCCACGGGCUGGCGGCCGGCAGCACCCAGAGCCCCCCAGCCUCGGCGCGCGAGUCCUGCGCCUCCAUCGCCGGGGGUCCGGCCGCCGCCUCGCCGGGCUCGGCGCCCCCGGCCGGGCUGCGGGGCCCGGCCUCCUCGCGGGGGGCCCUGUCCCACCCGGCGCCCGCGGGGCCGCCCGCCCUGCAGCAGGACUCGGGGGCCACCCGCAAGGAUUCGGUGGGCGGCACGCCCGACACGGACCCUGCCAAAUCCAGGCUGUCUUCCAACUUGUGACCUCCGCACCGCACCGGCUGCCAGGCGGGCGUGGGGACGGGUGCGCCAGGGGGGCCGCAGUGUGGGCGGCCAGCCCUGUGCCCGCUGCUCCCAGCCCGCACAUCCCCAACCAAGGCGUCCAUGCCAGGGGCACCUCCACCCCCCUCGGCCACCUCCAGCCCCGCUCCCCGGCUUCCUCCCACCGGGGGUGGGGGGUUUGGGGGCUCCGUCACCUCCGACCAAAGUCUGGCCCCGUCUCCUGCUCCCUGCAGGGGUGCCCCACUGCCCCCGGCUGCCCCAUAGAAGCCACAGCUGCAUCGUCCCCUGUGAUCAACGCUGUAUAUGAUAUCUAUGACCUGAAUACAAACCUGUAUGUGUGCAUCCGCAGGACACCUCCCCGGGGGUUAAGGCACGCUGGCCAGCCCCAGCGCCGCCGCCCGUCCCUGCCUCCCCUCCCACAGAGCGAUGGCGAGGGGUGACGGUCGAGGACUGGAGGUAAGUUGUGGGGUCUGGGGACUGCAACCCCCCGCGCACACACCAGCCCCCGGUGCCAGCCCAAGGCUGGGGCUGGGGGCGAGCUCCCCCCCGCUCCCUGGAGCUGGGGGAGCUGAGCCCUGGGGAGCCGCAGGGGCAGUCACCAGUGAGGCAGCGCCGGGCUCCCCUGGCCGGCCGGGGAAGGCGCACACAGCGCGUGGAACCGCGUGCCCGUGUGUACGCGUGCCCCGAGGGAUGGCGGAGGUGUGAGCGUGGGUGCACGCGGGCACAGCCCGGCACGCUGGAGCCUUCCACACUGAAUGUAUGCAGCGCCCCCCGAGCGAGGGGCCACACGCCCCCUGCCCCCGCAGAGCUGGGGGGACAGCUCCCAGCGCCCACCUUGCCAUCCAGCCCAUCCCGUGCAAUAAACGUCAGCACCUGACAGAGCUA
Molecule: messenger RNA, 3867 nt
Organism: Anas platyrhynchos (mallard)
Lineage: Eukaryota; Metazoa; Chordata; Aves; Anseriformes; Anatidae
Gene: HCN2
Product: hyperpolarization activated cyclic nucleotide gated potassium and sodium channel 2
Biological process (GO): regulation of membrane depolarization; potassium ion transmembrane transport; sodium ion transmembrane transport
Cellular component (GO): membrane; HCN channel complex; dendrite
Molecular function (GO): voltage-gated potassium channel activity
Source: RefSeq, a predicted model, not a curated record